GUAUCUUUGGACGCACUGUGGCGCACAAAUGGUGUUUCUGUGGGACGCGAAAUACGACCCAGCCCCUGGCCGGCGUUACACUCCCCCCUCCACCACCCUCGCCUCCGGGGGGAAGAUGGCCGAGGCCCUGCCCCUGGGGGCCCAGGAGGCCGGAGGCGGGGCCGCUCUGAUGGGCAAACUGCGUAUGGCAGACCGCGGCAUGGUGGAGGUGAUCUCAGAUCAUCCAGGAGAGCUGGUGAAGUCAGACAGUCCCAACUUCCUCUGCUCGGUGCUGCCGACCCACUGGAGGUGUAACAAGACUCUACCCAUUGCCUUCAAGGUGGUUGCCCUGGGCGACAUCCCCGAUGGUACCUUGGUAACGGUGAUGGCAGGAAACGACGAGAAUUACUCGGCGGAGCUUCGCAACGCCACGGCUGCCAUCAAGAACCAAGUGGCUCGAUUCAACGACCUACGUUUUGUCGGCCGCAGUGGAAGAGGGAAGAGUUUCACCCUGACCAUCACAGUGUUCACCAACCCUCCUCAAGUGGCCACAUACCAAAGAGCUAUUAAAAUUACAGUGGACGGUCCGAGAGAGCCACGACGUCAUCGUCAGAAAAUGGACGAGGUGAAACCAGGCACACUGGCGUUCUCUGAGAGGCUAACUGAGCUGGAGCAGCUGAGGCGGAGCUCCAUGAGGGUGACGCCGCCUCACCAUCAUCACCACCAACCCUCCACCAACACCCGCCAAGUACUCGGCUCCGCCACAUUCUCCAGUCCCACGCACACGCAGCUAACUGCUGAUUCCAGACAGAUGCAGUCGUCUCCAUCUUGGUCCUACGACCAGUCGUAUCCCUACCUUGGCCAAAUAACCGCACCCACUGUACAUACAUCCAACCCCCUUUCGCCUGGCCGCUCUUCCCUCAGCGACUUGUCCUCUCGACUCACAGGCCCUGACCUCACAGCCUUUGGAGACCCCAGGAUGACCUUGGAACGAUCUUUCUCUUCUCUUCCCUCCUUGCCUGACUCCCGCUUCGCCGACCCUCGCGUGCACUACCCUCCCACAGGGGCUGCCUUUACCUACGCCCCCUCCCACAACCCUGUCUCCAACAGCGCCCUUGGCAUCAGCAUGGCGACAGCCAUGGCGACCACCCCAGCAGGGAGGUACCACACCUACUUGCCUCCUCCCUAUCCUGCGAACACGCCGCACCAGGCUCAGAAUGGGCAUUUCCAGUCCACCUCCUCCCCGUACCACCUGUACUACUCCACCGCUGCCGGAUCGUACCAGUUCUCCAUGAUGGCCGGGGGAGGAGGCAGCAGCGACUCACGCUCCCCUCCGAGGAUCCUGCCACCAUGCACCAACGCCUCCACAGGCUCCUCCCUCCUGCACCCGUCCUUGCCCAAUCAGAAUGAAGGAGUGGGCGUGGAGGUGGAGUCGAGCCAUAGUAGCUCCCCGACAAACAUGGCGGCGGCUGAAGCUGUCUGGAGACCGUACUGAAACAGCCAAGGGAGGAUGCUCUUAAUGAAGUGGUCAUUUGAUGGCAGACGCUAAGUUCACACCAAUCCGAAUACAUUAUGUGGUUUUCAUCAACACAUGUGAUUUGUUGACAAAUAUUGAAUAUCGACAGACUUACAGUCAUGGCACAUCAGUAGAAUUAACAAAUUCAAACUUGGGCUUGCUGAGCUUAAUUGAAAAAACUUUUGGAGUUCUGUUUCGAAACUUGGACAGUGGUUACUGGUUUCUAUUUAUGUGGGAAAAACCACAAUACCGUGCGUCAUCACAUGACCAGGCUCCAUAUGCAGGGUGCGGCCACUUUAAAAAAAAAGGCUACUGACAAACACUGUUAGUUCGAUGAAGAACAAGCAGAGUGACUGACAGGUUUCGCAGUGAGGGGACUGAUCACACCCCCGCCUCACUGCAGGAUACAAAGAGAGACACGGGACUGCGGGAGAGAAGAGUUUCUAUGAAACGAAAGGAUCUAACCAUGGACGUGAAAAGCAGCAGGGAAACAUUUUGGUUUAACACUGACAAGGUGCAUGCGGCAGCACUGGACUGAUCUCAAUUCAGCUUCCCUCUUGUACAUUAACAGGACUUCUCCCUCAUAAAUGUUGUUGUUGUGACUUGAUGAUUUGCUCAUCCCGAAUAUUGUAGUGGCCUGUUUGUGUUUUCCUUCACCCCUCUGUCCAUUUUUCUUUCUUCCCCCAUGCUGUUACCACGCCUCUUUGUUUUAUGGUUGAAGAACUGAGCCCAUCCUCUUUUAAAGAAAAUAAUGAAACAUGAUUAUUUCACUCACUAAAGUUGCUUAAAUAGCCUCUGAAUAAAAGCCUCACCCAUCAAAACAACUAGUAAAUCCUAUCUUUAAGACAAGGCUUGCAUUAUUAUGUUUAGCAACUGUGGUAAAUUUGAGAUUUUCCACAUUUUUAUUACAUUUAUUCCGCAGAUCCUUUCUUACACAAGGACUAAAGACCCUGGGUGAAACUGGCAACAUUGAGAAAAGCUGGCUGAACUGCCCAACGUUGGUUAAGGAGCUUUAUUAAUUCCAUAUUUAUCAUAGAUGGCCCUGGAUUCCGGGGAGAUUGUUCAUCUUCCGAAGUUUCUAAAUGAUGACUCAGAUGUUUUUACAUGGGCAACACUUGGUAUGAAAAUAAAAUUUAAACUGUGUUUGUGUUUCAUCAGCAGCUUCACUCGGAGAUGACUUGUAUUCUGGCCUGCAGACCAGUCUCUGCUCGAUGUCGAAUGACUCAUUUCCUCACUGCACUGAGAAGUCAUUACAGUAUGAAGUUUUGCAAUGUGUUAAUUUAUUCCCACAAUGCCAUUUUUGGUAGCGUUUCAUGUCUUUGUUCUUGUGUGUGAGUGAGUGUGUGUGUGUGUGUUUGUGUGUGUUUGUGUGGUUGAGUAUGUGUAUGUUACUUUUACCCAUGAUCCACAGCUAAUUUGUACUGUAUAUAGCCAUGGCUGUAAAGGACACUGCAUUUUUUAAUAUGGUUUUGUCAUAUUUUGCUCGCUCUGUUUCUCUCUUACACACACACAGACACACCCACACACGUGUUUUAUUUUGAAACUGUUGAUAGUUCACAUUUGGUUGUGAUUUAUAUAAAUAUUCUUGAGGAAAAUGCAA
This is a messenger RNA of Limanda limanda (common dab), 3095 nucleotides long. It is a transcript of the gene runx1, whose product is annotated as RUNX family transcription factor 1. Gene Ontology annotation, cellular component: nucleus. Lineage: Eukaryota; Metazoa; Chordata; Actinopteri; Pleuronectiformes; Pleuronectidae. Gene Ontology annotation, molecular function: RNA polymerase II cis-regulatory region sequence-specific DNA binding; ATP binding; DNA-binding transcription factor activity, RNA polymerase II-specific. The record is from RefSeq and is a predicted model, not a curated record. Bases 29 to 1474 code for a protein of 481 amino acids. Gene Ontology annotation, biological process: regulation of cell differentiation; neuron differentiation; hemopoiesis. The transcript is spliced from 8 exons.